Messenger RNA from Cercocebus atys (sooty mangabey), 4382 nucleotides. It is a transcript of the gene NCBP1, whose product is annotated as nuclear cap binding protein subunit 1, 80kDa. The transcript is spliced from 24 exons. Lineage: Eukaryota; Metazoa; Chordata; Mammalia; Primates; Cercopithecidae. The record is from RefSeq and is a predicted model, not a curated record. Gene Ontology annotation, biological process: regulation of mRNA processing; nuclear-transcribed mRNA catabolic process, nonsense-mediated decay; mRNA export from nucleus. Gene Ontology annotation, cellular component: nucleus; nuclear cap binding complex. Gene Ontology annotation, molecular function: protein binding; mRNA binding; RNA cap binding. Bases 207 to 2579 code for a protein of 790 amino acids.
CCACUGAGCUUCCUCACGCCGGCUCUCGCAGCGCCGAGCCCACCCGGCGGCCUCUCCUGCGCUUCCGGGAGCCGUGGCGAGCGAGUGCGCCUGCGUGCCGGCCCAUCCGCGCGUCUCGCAGCUGUCCUUGCGCCGGCCAGCGGCAGGACAGUUUCCUCGGCGCUUACCGCCUGGUUUCUGGACUCCGCGGCGCACCGGAGGGCAGCAUGUCGCGGCGGCGGCACAGCGACGAGAACGACGGUGGGCAGCCUCACAAAAGGAGAAAGACCUCUGAUGCAAAUGAAACUGAAGAUCAUUUGGAAUCUUUAAUAUGCAAAGUAGGAGAAAAGAGUGCCUGCUCUUUGGAGAGCAACCUCGAAGGCUUGGCUGGUGUUUUGGAAGCUGAUCUUCCUAACUACAAGAGCAAGAUCUUAAGGCUUCUUUGUACAGUUGCACGUCUGUUACCUGAGAAGUUGACAAUUUAUACAACAUUAGUUGGACUGCUGAAUGCCAGGAAUUACAACUUUGGUGGAGAAUUUGUAGAAGCCAUGAUUCGUCAACUUAAAGAGUCAUUGAAAGCAAACAAUUAUAAUGAAGCCGUAUAUUUGGUCCGUUUUUUAUCUGAUCUUGUGAAUUGCCAUGUGAUUGCUGCUCCGUCAAUGGUUGCCAUGUUUGAAAAUUUUGUAAGCGUAACUCAGGAAGAAGAUGUGCCUCAGGUGCGGCGAGAUUGGUAUGUGUAUGCAUUUCUGUCAUCUUUGCCCUGGGUUGGAAAGGAGUUGUACGAAAAGAAAGAUGCAGAGAUGGACCGCAUCUUUGCCAACACUGAAAGCUAUCUUAAAAGACGCCAAAAGACUCAUGUACCCAUGUUACAGGUGUGGACUGCGGAUAAACCACAUCCGCAAGAAGAGUAUUUAGAUUGCCUGUGGGCCCAGAUUCAGAAAUUGAAAAAGGAUCGCUGGCAGGAACGGCACAUCCUAAGACCUUAUCUUGCCUUUGACAGCAUCCUGUGUGAAGCACUGCAGCACAAUCUGCCUCCUUUUACACCACCUCCUCACACUGAAGAUUCGGUGUACCCAAUGCCAAGGGUCAUCUUCAGAAUGUUUGAUUACACAGAUGAUCCCGAGGGUCCUGUCAUGCCAGGGAGUCAUUCAGUGGAAAGAUUUGUAAUAGAAGAGAAUCUUCACUGCAUCAUUAAGUCCCACUGGAAGGAAAGGAAGACUUGUGCUGCACAGUUAGUGAGCUAUCCAGGGAAGAACAAGAUCCCCUUGAACUACCACAUAGUUGAGGUGAUCUUUGCAGAGCUGUUUCAACUUCCAGCACCCCCUCACAUUGAUGUGAUGUACACAACACUCCUCAUUGAACUGUGCAAACUUCAACCUGGCUCUCUACCCCAAGUUCUUGCACAGGCAACUGAAAUGCUAUACAUGCGUUUGGACACAAUGAACACUACCUGUGUAGACAGGUUUAUCAAUUGGUUUUCUCAUCAUCUGAGUAACUUCCAGUUCCGUUGGAGCUGGGAAGAUUGGUCAGAUUGUCUUAGUCAAGAUCCUGAAAGUCCCAAACCAAAGUUUGUAAGAGAAGUUCUAGAAAAAUGUAUGAGGUUGUCUUACCAUCAGCGUAUAUUAGAUAUUGUUCCUCCUACCUUCUCAGCUCUAUGUCCUGCAAACCCAACCUGCAUUUACAAGUAUGGAGAUGAAAGUAGCAAUUCUCUUCCUGGACAUUCUGUUGCCCUCUGUUUAGCAGUUGCCUUUAAAAGUAAGGCAACCAAUGAUGAAAUCUUCAGCAUUCUGAAAGAUGUACCAAAUCCCAACCAGGAUGAUGAUGACGAUGAAGGAUUCAGUUUUAACCCAUUGAAAAUAGAAGUCUUUGUACAGACUCUGCUACACUUGGCAGCCAAAUCGUUCAGCCACUCCUUCAGUGCUCUUGCAAAGUUUCAUGAAGUCUUCAAAACCCUAGCUGAAAGUGAUGAAGGGAAGUUACAUGUGCUAAGAGUUAUGUUUGAGGUCUGGAGGAACCAUCCACAGAUGAUUGCUGUACUAGUGGAUAAGAUGAUUCGUACACAAAUAGUUGAUUGUGCUGCAGUAGCAAAUUGGAUCUUCUCUUCAGAACUGUCUCGUGACUUUACCAGAUUGUUCGUUUGGGAAAUCUUGCACUCUACAAUUCGUAAGAUGAACAAACAUGUCCUGAAGAUCCAGAAAGAGCUGGAAGAAGCUAAAGAGAAACUUGCUAGGCAACACAAACGGCGAAGUGAUGAUGAUGACAGAAGCAGUGACAGGAAAGAUGGGGUUCUUGAGGAACAAAUAGAAAGACUUCAAGAAAAAGUGGAAUCUGCUCAGAGUGAACAAAAGAAUCUUUUCCUCGUCAUAUUUCAGCGGUUUAUCAUGAUCUUGACUGAGCACUUAGUACGAUGUGAAACUGAUGGGACCAGUGUAUUAACACCGUGGUAUAAGAACUGUAUAGAGAGGCUACAGCAGAUCUUCCUACAGCAUCACCAGAUAAUCCAGCAGUACAUGGUGACCCUGGAGAACCUCCUCUUCACUGCUGAAUUAGACCCUCAUAUCUUGGCCGUGUUCCAGCAGUUCUGUGCCCUGCAGGCCUAAGGGUUUUUUCGUGAAGUUUUUUUUAAUACGUUAAAAUAAUUUGUCUUAUUUUUUGAUGGUUUGAAUGCUUGCUUUCUUGUAGUAUCUUUUCACUUCUUAAAGGAAACAAAGGGGGAAGAGGACAGUGGAUAACAUGGCAUUACUUUUAAUUGCCCUGAAAAGCAAAUACGUCCUAACGGCAGUAAUGUGACGAUGACCAUGAUGUAUUAUAUAUGUGACAGAUACAACUUCUCUGUGAUCAGUUUGGUAUUUUUUUCUCCUUAAGGCACAAAAUAAUUGGUUUGAGGUAUGUGAAACACUAGAGGUCAACCUUACAUAGUAUAUAGAACUGAUGGGUUUACCCAGCUACCCAGUAGCAUAACUUUUCACAGCUCGGGGAUAACUUAACGUGGCUGAAAUAAAACUAAAAGUAUGGUUUUUAAACUUUGGCAUUUCAUGAUUUAUCAUCUCACUCUACUCUAAAACUGGUUGUUUCUUACUGAGGGUGUUCUCCAUUUGAAAUUUUCUCUUCAAAGUAUUUUUAAGUAGUAUCUUAAGACACGACUUGUUAGUAAUAAAAGUGUUACUAGUUGGAAGAGUAGUUCUCAAAUUUGUCUUAAUGUAAAUCACCUGGGAAUCUUACAAGUUAUUUUGAAAUUUAAACCACCCUCUGAGGGUGGAACGCAGACAUCCUCAGUAAUCCUUAGUUUCCCCAGGUGAUUCCAGGUUUGGUCACCAUUAUCUUAGAGCAUCUACUCACUUCCUCUAGCCUCUGGGUUAUUUGUCCAAGGUCUUAUAGUGAGUUACAGAAUACUAAAGUGGAUGUAGAAGUGGUCAGAUUGACUGAAACCAUACCCUGAAUUAGAUGUGAGUUUAGAUUUUGUUUAUAUGGAUCCUGAUCCAAAAAACUACGAAGUCCUGAGCUUGUUUCCUGUAUGGUGUUGAUGCUGAAAUGACAGCCGUUUGUAAAAUAAUACACAAGUAUGAGGAAUUGUCUGACAUUCCAAAUUUAGAGGAUUUUUAGACUUUUUUCAUUAAACCUUAGAAAAAAAUUACCAGUAAUCCUACAACUACUGGUAGUGGUGUUGUGCAUUUGCACAAAAUAGGUAUAAUUUUUUCUUACUACAUCCCAAGUUGAUGAUGCAUUAAGCAUUUUGCAUAUUUUGAUAUAUUUUCGCUUUGGUUUACCAUACAUUUGAGUGGCUACAGAAUGUGGUCCACUUAAUAGACUGGAAUUCCUAGGAUUUUUAAAUACCAUACUGUUUAAGACAAAAUACAAAAUAUUCAGAAAAAUCCAGGUUGCGUGGUGGGUUAGUAAAACUAAAACCAGGUUCUUGGCUAAACAUUCUCAUUUAUACUGUUUCUCCUUCCCAUUGCUUAAGCACAGCACAAACUAUGUAAUUAUAUAUAAUUACAAUUGACCCCUGAACAACAUGGGUUUGAACUGUGUGGGUCCCCUUACUAAACAUGGGUUUUCUUCCACCCCUGAGAUGGCAAGACCAGCCCCUUGUCUUCCUCAGCCUGCUCGACAUGAAGAUGAUGAGGAUGAAGACCUUUAUGAUGAUCCACUUCUACUUAUUAAAUACUGUUUGCUGAUGUGAUCCUGCUCUGUCCCAGUCUAGCAGCUUAAGUGUAUGGAAAAACUGAACUAGGAAUUGAGUUUUGAAGAAAUAAAGGUGUGUAAGAGCAAACAUUCAACAGUUGCUGUCCCCACUAAUGAAGUUCAUACAGACAAAAGAUGGCAUGUCACUGUACAUCAUACCUUGCAAUAAAUGCUCUGUUAAAUUGUGUUGGUGCAAUUUAACAUGCUUUUGUCAAAGUAAA